AUGGCCACCCCCAAGCGCUUCCCGACGCUGGUGCAGCUGGAGCAGCGGGAAGGGGCGCUGUUCCAGAUGCUCAGUAACAUCACCAAGCGGCCCUAUUGGUUCCAGUCCGAGUACCUGAAGAGUCCGAAGGCAGUUCAUCUUGAGGCUUGGCUGGUGGAAGCGAUCUUUGGCCCGGGCGGAGAGCACAUCCCGCACGUCGAGUGUGUAUCGCAGACCUUGCUUCGCAUUAAUCAGUGGGACCCUGAAGGCGAGGCUGAGAUCUUGAUAUUUGGUCGGCCUUCUUACCAAAAGGACGUGUCCAAGAUGAUCAUGAACUUGGCUUACUAUCACCGCCAACUCCGGGCGCAAAGUACGGGACCAGGAAUAGUGAGGGGACCCUGGACAGAUCUUGGGUUCCUCGGGAGGGAUCCUGAUGUUUCCUGGAUGAGCCGGGGUAGCGGUCUCAACCUUUUAGUCUACCGGAGUGGGUUCCUCUUUGCAAGGGAUCUAAGAGGCCAAACUGACCCCAUGCUCUCAGGCUCAGGAAAGAACGCUGCCCAGGACACCGAGACCCAGAAAUCCCCCGCUGCAGUCAGGGAGCCGGCGACCCAGCGGUCCCCCGGCGCGGCCCGGGAGGCGGCGACCCAGCGGUCCCCCGGCGCGGCCCGGGAGGCGGCGACCCAAAGCUCCCCCGAUGCCACCCUGGUCCCUGUUCCCAGGUUAUGA
Molecule: messenger RNA, 705 nt
Organism: Pteronotus mesoamericanus
Lineage: Eukaryota; Metazoa; Chordata; Mammalia; Chiroptera; Mormoopidae
Gene: KHDC3L
Product: KH domain containing 3 like, subcortical maternal complex member
Exons: 3
Coding region: 1-705 (234 amino acids)
Cellular component (GO): protein-containing complex
Molecular function (GO): RNA binding
Source: RefSeq, a predicted model, not a curated record